UCUCAAAUCCACACCGCAAUGAAUAACAACAGCAACCAUCAUCUCAAGCAACCGCGAUUUUCUCUCAACUUCUCUCCAUUUUUUUCCCGGAUGCCAAACACUCCACCAGGAUGUCGGGCGCCUGGGAUGAACACACUGUUACCGAUUCCGAUCGACAACCCGACUACGAUCAUCAAUAUUCCCACUUCAAUUUCGAUUUCUUCUCCGCCAUUGUUAAACCCAAGGAUUACUACAAAAUUUUGGAGGUCGAUUACGAUGCUACCGACGAUGACAUUCGUUCCAAUUACAUACGACUUGCUCUGAAGUGGCAUCCCGAUAAGCAGAAAGAUAACGACGGUGCCACUUCCAGAUUUCAGGACAUAAACGAGGCAUAUCAAGUUUUAAGCGAUCCUUCGAGAAGGCAGGAAUACGACGAGAAAGGGAUGCUUUAUGUAAAUGAUGAUAACAUAGUGGAUUACCUCAAGCGGUACAAAAGCCUUAUUUUAACAUGUAAUGGCCUCGGUAUGAAGUAUUCAAUUUGGUGAAAUUGAAGUUUCCCCACAACUGCAAAAAGGCCUUUCUUGGUACGUUUUGGAUCUUCCAAGAAUGAAAAGGGCUUUGUGAUCAUGCUACUUGUAAUGAUAUUGACGUGUGAGAGUGAUUCUAGAAUGGUUAAAAUUAUUUGUGUCAUUUUCAAAAUCACUCAGAAAAAUGUUUUUAAUCAUUCAAAACCGAAAAACAUGUUUAGAAGUGUAAAACUAAAUAUUGAGAUGAUUUCUAGUGAUUAACGGUAUGUUUCACGGUGAUUUUAAAUAUGAAAAAAAUGAUCUUAACCAUUUCAAAAUCACUCCCAAAUGUGUACUUGUUGUAUUACAUGUAAUCAAGGGAUGGAGGCUUUUUGUUGCGAGGCACUUUUCUGCUUCCCCAUCUUCUUCUCGCUAUGUACAUAUAACAUUGACCUUUACAUUAGAGGGAGUGACAAAAGAGAACAUAAGCCCCCCUUUUUUGA
This is a messenger RNA of Cucumis melo (muskmelon), 988 nucleotides long. RefSeq lists its product as uncharacterized. Gene Ontology annotation, cellular component: cytoplasm; nucleus. The coding region runs from base 111 to 524 and encodes 137 amino acids. The transcript is spliced from 5 exons. The record is from RefSeq and is a predicted model, not a curated record. NCBI's taxonomy places the organism in Eukaryota, Viridiplantae, Streptophyta, Magnoliopsida, Cucurbitales, Cucurbitaceae.